AUGGCCCUUUCAUUGAUUGUCAAAAGUGGACAGACAUGCAAGUCCCCCCUCUCUCUUUCUCCCUCCCUCCCUUCCUUCACAGCCCCCCCACCACGGAUCACACUUACUGCAGCGGCCUUGGGUUCAGGCCGGAUCAUCACAUGCCCUAUUGCUCUCACCACUGCUCCUUCUCCUCCUCCUUCCACGAAUGCUGCUGCUGCAACAAAAGCAACGGCAGCAGCAGAUGCUGAUGCUGAAGCAGCAGCAACAGCUAGAGCUGAAGCUGCUGCUGCCCGUCGGGCAAUUAAACGUUUCCAGGCUGCCCAGCGGCGCACGCCGCACCUCUUCCGAGCCUUGUCUGGAGGUUUGGCAACCGUGGCUGCUGCUCCGUUCCCCUCUUGCGCUGGUGGUGUGGAUGUGAGUGUAUCGAAGGGUAUGAUGAUUAAAGCAGCAGAUAGAGAGGAGGGGGAGGAGGAGGAGGAGGAGGAGGAGGAGGAGGAGGAGGAGGAGGAGGAGGAGGAGGAGGAGGAGGAGGAGGAGGAGGAGGAGGAGGAGGAGGAGGAGGAGGAGGAGGAGGAGGGGAGGAGGAGAGGAGAAGGAGUGGGGAAGGGCAGAAGGAGAAACAAACAAAAAGGGUACAGCACUAAGAAGCACGCAUCCUCAUUACAAGCAUCUUCACUAUUACAACACCCUAGCGCACCCAGAGGUCCUCAAUUCAUAUCCACACCGGCCCUCCUCCCUCUAGAAAUCCCAUCCCCCUUCGAGAGGAAGCGUCCCAGAAGCAUCCUGCCGCGGUCCCUCGAUCCUGUAGACGUGCUGCAGGCCUCUCAGCCAAUCCCAGCUGUCCACGUGGCAGGCACUGCACUUGCUCCAAUCGCUGGCCUUGCAUGUAUAAGCACGCUGCCGUGUGCUCAUAACGAAGCUCGGCCCGACAGCCAAUCAGGCGGUGGGAAAAAAACAGCAGGGAGAUGGGCAGAGGAGGCUGGGAAUAAUGAGGGAAGAUUUGAUUUGAUUCAGCUGACAAGGCUUGGAGAUGUGUGGGCGGCAUCAUACGGCAUGGAGUGGGAGGGGAGGAAAGGCAAGAGUAAACAGGGAGAAAAGGAUGGAAGAAAGGAGGGCUUCUUACAAGAAAGGGAGGAAGAGGAGGAAGAGGAGGAAGAGGAGGAUGAGGAGGAUGAGGAGGAUGAGGAAGAGGACAAGGACGAGGAGGAGGAGGGGGAAAAGGAGGACAAUGAGAAGUUUGCAAGUUCUAAAGACAAGCGCAACAGGAGAAAGAGGAGGAGGGGGAGAGGGGAGAGUGGGGGUGAAGAAAAGAGGAGAAAGACAGGAGGAGGGAAGUUUCCUCUGGUGCAGGCAGCAGCACUUGCUGGGAGUGCGUGGGAGCAGCAGGCCGCACAUGUGGUGAAGAGGAAGAGUGACAAGUUCGCCACUCCGAAAUCAUACACCAUCCAGCUUCCAAACGUCGCGCACUAUGUGCGCUCAGCUCUGGAUGCAGUGGUUGGGAGUAGGAAGGGGGAGAAGGCGGAAGGACGGAGGCCUGGCAUUCACGAGAUUGCGGAGGCAGCAGCAGACGCCCAGCCACCCCAGCCAAUCGCCGAGCGCCACAUGGCAGCACGGGGGCAGCGGGUGGACUCAGUACUGCAAUCCCUGCGUCGCUUGGGGUUCCUGGGCGAGAGAAGCGCCUCUAUUUCUUCUGCUGCUGCUGGUGCUACUGGUGCUGCUGGUGCUGCUGGCACUGCUGGCACUGGCGCUGGUGCUGAUGCUAGUGGUGCCACUGCCAGCAGUCAGUGCGGCAUGUCUUGUCAGAAUCCGGACCUCUUCUCCCAGACCUUCCCGUUCGCGUCACAGCAGAGUUUCUCUCCUUUCUAUCCACAGCAGCAUAUUCCCUCCCAAGCAACUCCCUUUGCCUCCCAAGCAACCCCCUUCUCCUCCCAGCCAUACCACCAGUUUGCCUCCCAUCCAGAACACCGCUUUGAAUCGCAGCAAAGCUCCUUCCAACCGUUCAGCUCCUCUCAGAACCCCAUCGGAUCGCAGCAGUUCCUGUUUGACACGCAGGAGAGCAUCGCGCCCUCUCACAUGCUGCCACCUGGCAGCUUGCACGCGAAUGCGACGCUGCCAAGUCAGCAUGUGCAGCCGCAGCAGCUCAUGCCAGGUCAGCAUCGGGUGAUCGUGCCAUGUAUGGGAGAUGCAGCUGCAGCAGGAGUAGGUGGAGAAGGAACAGGAGUAGUAGGUGGGCCAGGAGGAGCAGAUGAGAGAGCAGGGGCAAGGGCAGCCGCAUCAGCAGCAGGGGCAGCGGGAGGAGCGGAAGGAGCGGCGAGUGAAACGGUGGCAGCUUUAACGGAUCGGUCACUGUUCUUGGCGUCACUCCCUAUCGGCCCCGCUUGGCCCGAUGCUGUCAUGCUGCCAGGGCAACAGAGGAGAGGAGGGAGAGGGAGUGAGGGUGCGAGUGGUUUGAAGGAGGAAACUGUUGGUCCGCAUCGACAGCAGGCCGCGUGUCGCGUUGUGAUUGGGCGGUGGGACGAGGCUAUUCAGGAGUGGACAGCGGAGAAGGAUAAAGAAGAGAUUCCGACUCUGCAGUUUGACAAAGAUUUGCCUGAGGCUGACGAGAUGGAGCAAGCAAGCAUUGCAAGAAUCAUGGCUGCAUGUAGAGAAGACAAUUUUGGAAUGUAG
Molecule: messenger RNA, 2649 nt
Organism: Closterium sp. NIES-65
Lineage: Eukaryota; Viridiplantae; Streptophyta; Zygnematophyceae; Desmidiales; Closteriaceae
Source: the annotation of a GenBank genome assembly